This is a messenger RNA of Coffea arabica (coffee), 1080 nucleotides long. Lineage: Eukaryota; Viridiplantae; Streptophyta; Magnoliopsida; Gentianales; Rubiaceae. The record is from RefSeq and is a predicted model, not a curated record.
AUGACAAAGCUGCCCCUGCAGAAAUUGAAGCUGGAGAACUUGAAGGUACUCAAUCUUGGAUAUACAAAAUUUAACAAACUCUCAGACAUUGAGGCUUUAACUUCUCUCAAUGCCUUAUCUUUGAGCAGAAUUGGUAUUAAUGAUUCCUCCGUCCUUCAAGGAAUUUGCAGUUUGAAGAAUCUCGAUGAACUUCAACUGAGUGACAAUAAGUUUUACGGGCCUAUUCCUAUGUGCUUCAGAAACUUGACGUCUCUUCGAGUUCUUGAUCUCUUCAACAAUAUUCUCAGCGGAAACAUACCUGCAGCUCUUAUUACUCCUCUCAUACACCUUGAGUUUCUCUCCCUCUCUGGUAACCCGUUUGGAGGUUCUUUCUCUUUCAGUUCUUUGGCCAACCAUUCGAAGCUUCAGGUGUUCGAACUUGGACCUUUGAACAAUGAUUCACAUGUCGACACUGAGGAUCUUGCUCUGCCCCCACCAUUUCAGCUAAAGGCUCUCUAUUUAUCUGGCUGCAACUUGAAUAAUCAGACUCGAAAAAUCCCAAGUUUCCUGCUCUAUCAGAAAGAAAUGCAUGUUCUUGAUCUUUCUUCCAAUAAGUUAGUCGGCCAGAUUCCUACUUGGCUUCUGCAAAAUAAUACAAACUUUGAAGUUCUUGUUCUAAAGGAUAACUCUUUGACGGGUCCGUUUCUUGUGGAUGAUUCUCUGGAAAUAGGUCUAAGGCGAUUAGACCUCUCAAACAAUGACGUCAGUGGUAAGGUUCCUCAAAAUAUCGGUUUAUCUUUUCCAUUGCUGUGGUACUUGAAUUUGUCAGGAAAUUCAUUUGAAGCCAAUAUUCCCCACUCAUUGGGAAACUUGACAAGGGCAAUAUCAAUUGAUUUGUCCCACAACAAGUUUUCAGGGGAGGUGCCAGGUCAAAUUGGAACUGGAUGUUUAGCUCUUUAUAUGUUGGCAUUGUCUUAUAAUAAUUUGCAUGGCAAUUUUCCUUCUGGGUCCACGAACUUAACAAGCCAGAGCAAAAGUAUGCUUUCAAGAAUGAAACUUCUGCAUGGAAAUUGUGGAGGGCAUUGGAGGAGAAAUUUCUGA